CAAGCACAUCCACCCCAUCUUUUUGUUCAAUCCAAAAACCAUCUCGCUAAUAACUUCAAUUCCAUCUCCACUCGGUCAUUCUAUUGAUCUCAUUAAUCAAAGGGAAAUUUAAUCAUUUUCCAAGCAAAACAUCAAAUUCAUAUCCACCCUCAUACACAAUUGUUAAGCCGCAAUCAUGGGUUUGACAUUCUCGAAGUUAUUUGACCGUCUCUGGGGAAAGAAGGAGAUGAGAAUCUUGAUGGUCGGUUUGGAUGCUGCUGGUAAAACUACAAUUCUGUAUAAGCUCAAGCUUGGUGAAAUCGUCACAACUAUCCCAACCAUCGGUUUCAACGUCGAGACUGUCGAGUACAAGAAUAUUCAAUUUACCGUGUGGGAUGUUGGUGGACAAGAUAAGAUCAGACCUCUGUGGAGACAUUACUUUCAAAACACCCAGGGUAUCAUUUUCGUUGUAGACAGCAACGAUCGUGAUCGUGUGGUCGAGGCUCGUGAGGAAUUGCAGAGAAUGUUGAACGAGGACGAGCUUAGAGAUGCCAUUCUUUUGGUCUUUGCCAACAAACAAGAUUUGCCAAACGCCAUGAACGCUGCAGAAAUCACAGAUAAAUUGGGUCUCCACAGCUUGAGACAACGCGCCUGGUACAUUCAAUCUACUUGCGCUACAUCUGGAGAUGGUCUUUACGAGGGAUUGGAAUGGCUCGCAACGACCCUCCGCAAGACUGGUCACAACUAAGUACAACAUCGAUCCUCAACCUUUAUACCACGAUUGUGUUUGCAAGAUACUACAAAACCAAUCAAAACGUUCACAUCUCUACCGCUCCUCCAAAUUGGUCAUUGGUGCAUCUCUCAAACUUAUUCUUGUGUCUUCAGCGGUCCACAUCAAUGAGAGGCGCAAGGGUGGGAAAUGUAUGAUGAUUUAAGCUCUUACGUCUUCUUAUGGCUAGGAAUCUCGUUUUAGCUAUGAUUCCACGGGGCUUCCUCUUUGUCUUUUUUUGCGUGCGUUUUUCUGGUGUCAUCCAUCUCCUACGUUCUGUUUCUUGCCAUCUCUUGUGUGCAGCAUGGUAUACAAAAAGCAGAAGUUAGAUGGAAGAUCAAGGUAGUCUAGUCCGGA
Molecule: messenger RNA, 1105 nt
Organism: Botrytis fragariae
Lineage: Eukaryota; Fungi; Ascomycota; Leotiomycetes; Helotiales; Sclerotiniaceae
Product: putative adp-ribosylation factor protein
Exons: 5
Coding region: 176-727 (183 amino acids)
Biological process (GO): intracellular protein transport; vesicle-mediated transport
Cellular component (GO): plasma membrane; cytoplasm
Molecular function (GO): GTPase activity; GTP binding
Source: RefSeq, a predicted model, not a curated record